Penaeus vannamei (Pacific white shrimp) is the source of this 897-nucleotide messenger RNA. NCBI's taxonomy places the organism in Eukaryota, Metazoa, Arthropoda, Malacostraca, Decapoda, Penaeidae. The record is from RefSeq and is a predicted model, not a curated record.
CCGUCAAGGAGAGAGGACGUGUCGCUGCCGCGCUCAGAACCCGUCUCCACGCGCUGACUGGUCCUUUUAUAAGGGCUAAGUAGAGUGCAUCACCCACACGCUAACUCGACCUUUACGACUAUACUCGUAUAUAGCACGUGAUUGUGUCUUCAAGUGUGACGUCUCGGAUUUUAAUUUACGAACAACCAACGGAAACUGCAGUGAUUUUUUAACUUUGAUAAUCAUGUGUUUGUGACAAAAAAUUUAUGGAGGUGCGGGUCAAGAAGAAGAAGAAGGAAGGCUUCAACCUCCGCCGCAACAAGAUCCUCUCCAUCCGCCGCUCCAAGAUCUCCAACAAGUUCUCGUCCAUCGGGAAGCUGCGCCACAGGAAGCGGUGCCACAAGUGCAAGCCCCGCAGCCACAGGUCCUCCUCCACGUGCAUGGACCCCGCGUGCGGCCUCGAGGGCGACUGGGACGACAAGCUGUCCCCCUACAGCAGCGUCAAGACGCAGUCCACCCAGUGCACCGACGACUGCAAGGGCGUGUGCACGUGCAAGUGCGACGACGCCAAGUGCUGCGACAAGGACUCCAAGGAGGAGGUCCGCGUGGUGAGCUUCAUCGAGAUCGAGUCCGACGGGAAGGCGAUGGGCACCGACAACCGCGCCUUCGAGGGCGACGGCGGCCGCUGCGACGGCACCAUCAACAGGUGCAGCUUCCUCAACAAGUACCGCAAGAGGCUGAUCGAGAUCCAGAAGGAGGAGGAGGAGAGAGUCUCCAAGAGCAAGCUCCUGAAGACCUCCCAGGGGCUCACGAAGAGCACCAGCACCACGGGGCUGCCCGAGCACGCCGUCUCCAGCACCGCCGCCACGCAGAUGCCAGAGACAGACAGGUAGGCGCCCCUUUCGUCCCCGGUGGAGC